Messenger RNA from Zalophus californianus (California sea lion), 2202 nucleotides. It is a transcript of the gene RTP4, whose product is annotated as receptor transporter protein 4. Gene Ontology annotation, cellular component: cytoplasm. The record is from RefSeq and is a predicted model, not a curated record. Gene Ontology annotation, biological process: protein targeting to membrane; protein insertion into membrane; detection of chemical stimulus involved in sensory perception of bitter taste. NCBI's taxonomy places the organism in Eukaryota, Metazoa, Chordata, Mammalia, Carnivora, Otariidae. Bases 13 to 1227 code for a protein of 404 amino acids. Gene Ontology annotation, molecular function: olfactory receptor binding. The transcript has 2 exons.
UACUCACUAGGCAUGGCUUCCCAGCCUCAUGGGGGAAAAACAGUUUUAGACGUCCAGACCUGGGAGCAGACAUUUCAAGAGCUGAUGCAGCAGGAGAAACCCCGGGCCAGAUGGACCCUGAAGCUGGAUGAGAAACUGGAGCCGGACUGCCUUGCAGAAGGCUGGAAGCAGUACCAGCAGAAAGGAUUUGGCAGCCUUCUUCCUUCUGUCUGCAGGUUCCAGUGUUCCUCAUGCCAGCGAAAUUGGGCUUCCGCGCAAGUGCAUAUCCUCUGUCACAUGCACCUGGAGCCCCAGAAGUCCCAGGGCCAGGUGAUUAUGCGGCUCUUUGCUCAGAGGUGCCAGAAGUGUUCCUGGUCUCGAUUUGAGAAUCCUGAGUUCUCCCCAGAGAGUGCCAUGCGAAUUCUGAAAAACGUGGUACGGCGUAUUCUGGAGAAAUUCUACGGGAACGGCUUUAGGAAGUUUCCGGAGCUACCAAUCGUCCGGGAGGUGCCUUUGGAUGGGUCCCAUGACACAAAAAAUUGUGAAGCAUGCACCCUGGGCUGCUGUUUAUGGAGGUCACGAAGCAACGUGACAGAGCCAUCAAUAUCCCCAUCCUCCUUUAUGGAUAUUAGGAGUUCCUCUUGUCACAUUGGUGACGUGUCUGGCCAAAACCAGGAGUGUGGGUCUAACUAUAUCUUGAAGGAGUCAGGGUCCAGCCAUACCACUGCUGAGACCCAAGCUCCUGGAGCAGGGCCUCAGCCCAAAGGGGAGACUAGUAGACCGCCCACCCCAAUGGCAGAUAGGCAGGCCACACAGGAAAAUUCACAACCCACACAGGAGACAGCACCACAGACACCCUGGAGGACAUACUCUGAGGUUUUAAGGAUGGCCCGCCAACAGUCUACGCAGCAGUCAUUCUCACAAGCCACAUGGACCAUGCCAAGGAUAAUCUCGAGGUCUACAAUAGGGUCAUACCCUCAGACUAGAGGAAGAACAGCCCCCUCUACACUAGGGUCACACCUACAGCUUACACGGAGGACAGCUAGGGGCCUCGUGAUCCUCAGUAGAACUCAAGCUACCUGGAGACGUUCAUCCAGAUACUCCGUUCCAAACACCCAUCACAUAUACCCUCAUUCAGUGCAACGAGAUGUAUUCUUUGACCUGGAUAUAUUUUUCUACUUCUGGAUCUGUAUUAUUUUGUUCUUUGUCUUUGUAGGCAAAUAUUCAGAAGCAGAAAAAGGGAAAUAAGUUUAUCUUCUUUUCUUCUGUCUUAAUUCCAUGGUAAUCAAUGAACUGGUUACCAUUUAUUUUUAUUUUUUAAAGAUUUUAUUUUAUUUGACAGAGAGAGAGAGACAGCGAGAGAGGCAACACAAGCAGGGGGAGUGGGAGAGGGAGAAGCAGGCCUCCCGCAGGGCAGGGAGCCCAAUACGGGGCUCGAUCCCAGGACCCUGGGAUCAUGACCUGAGCCGAAGGCAGACACUUAAUGACUGAGCCACCCAGGCACCCCAAGAACUGGUUACCAUUUUAAUAUGACACAGAAUAUGCUUUGAGAUCAAGUAGGGUCACGUUUGAAAGAAUAAACACCAGAUCUAGUUUCCUAGAUCUCCUUAGCAGAUAGUCUAAAACAUAACCUAGAAGAAAAUGGACCAAUAAUAAAUAUUUGUUGAAUCACUAAAAGCUCUUCAUGCAUUCAUCCACUCAUUCAUUUCUCUCUCUCUCUUUAUGUAUAUCUUGACAUAUCUUCACAAGAACUGAGGGUCCUGAGUGUUAACAGAGAGUUAUUGUGGUAGGCAGAAUAAUGGCCCCCCAAAGAUAUCCAUUCCCUCUUUCCCAGAACCUGUGCAUAUGUUAAUUUACAUGGAAAAAGGACUUUACAGAUGUGAUCAAUUUAAGGAUCUUGAGAUGAGGACCUUAUCCUACAUUAUCAGGAUGGACCCAAUGUAAUCACAAUGGUCCUCAUAGGAGGGAGACAAGAGUGUCAAAGUGGGGAAAAAGGAAAUUUAAUGGUGACAGCAGAGCUUGGAAUGAUGGGCUUGGAAGAUGGAAGAAGUGGCCAUGAGCCAAGGAAUGCAGACACGUCCUAGAAGCUCAUAAAAACAAAGAAACAGAUUUCCCCUCAGAGCCUCCAGGAGGAACCAGCUCUGCUGACACAUGACCUCAGCCCAGUGAGACUGAUUUUCGACUUUGGACCCCCAGACCUGUAAGAUAAUAAAUUUGUGUUGU